AUGGAGCAGCUAGCGGAGCACGUGGGCCUGGAAUCAAAGGAAUACAAAGGGAAAAGUAAGCUUGCCAUGUCACGGAUCGUUCGUUCGAAAGUCGAGGAUGAGCUUGGAAAAGCCGAAGACAAGACUGAGUAUCUCACAGCACUCCAGAAUUUUAUCUCUGGGACACCACCACCACUCGAAGAAUCAUCGAACAGCGAGGAUCAAAACAAAGAAUCUGUGAAAGCACUAAUGACGGAAUACGAAACUCUACGUAAACAAUUCGAGGCAAUGAUGGCGUCUUGCAAAAAGAAAAUGGAGGAGGCAUCGGUAAAAUUCGAGGACGAAAAAUCGACUACGCCAGCUGCUACAACUUCAAAGCCAAAGGAAGGUAGCGUAGUGUCACUUGUAGAUGUAAAAACUGCUCUUCGGAGAGAUUUUAAGAUUGUGGGUGUCAUUGGAGGGGAGGAACAGAAGGACCGGUUGUCCUUCGUCAGUUUAAUCCGCCAGAUUGAUACAGGGCUAGAGAAAGCAUACAAAGAACGGGAGAUUAUUGACGGUGUUAUCCGUGCUAUCAGCCCCAGCUUAAAGUUAAGGUCAUACUUAGAAACCAUGAAGGAACUUACCCUGCCGAAAUUAAGACAAAUGUUACGAGCCCAUUACAAACAGAAGUCGGGCACGGAACUAUACCAAGAACUAACAACCAUGUGCCAGUCACCAAAGGAAACUCCCCAAGACUUCUUAAUCCGGGCCCUCGAUAUAAGGCAGCAGGUUCUCUUUGCAUCCCAAGCUGGGAGUGGCACCGUGAAAUAUGAGCCUUCUCUAGUACACCCCCUGUUUCUACAUGCUGUAGAGACCGGCCUGCAGGAUGAAGCUGUCCGAAACAAACUGCGACCGUUCCUCCAGAAAGCAGAGAUUACUGACGAAGAAUUGAUGGAACAAAUCAAUGUGGCUGUUUCUGAAGAGUCUGAGCGGAGGGGAAAGCUUGGCGCUUCUAACUACAAGAACCUAAGGGUGAAUGUCUUGGAAGCAGACGGUGAAAAGGUCGAACCAGGAGGUCAGCGACAAUCAAAGAAGGCUGGCACGAAAAAGGAACCGAAACCUGACAGGCCUGACAGACUCAUGGUCACCUUGGAGGCUGUUCAAUCGGAUAUUGCUGUCCUGAAAGAAGCUCUAGGUUCCCAGAAUGCACCUGAAAGAGAAAGGGCUCGAUACACGUAUCCAUAUGACAACCAAAGGAGACGGCUCUGCGAAGCGUGCCAAAGGGCCAACCAAUAUUUCUGUGACCACUGUUUCGCUGUGGUUCAAGUGACCAUUUUGCACGAGGGUGUCGUAGGGGUGUGGCAGGAACUACCCAUCAGGGAAACCGAAGGAGGCUGCAACCGCUGGACAGGGAGUAGCUGUUGACCACAUAAAACAGUCCCAUGUUUGUGUCAACUGUGGCAGGAAAGGGGUAUCUCUAAAGCAAUGUUCUUGUUGUCAUUCGGUGCACUACUGUUCUCAGAAAUGCCAAAGAGCCCACUGGAGGAGGCAUAAGCAACUGUGUAGCGCCAUCAAGUAUCUAUCAAACCAGGAGAGAAAGGAUGUUACUGGCGAUGGCAUGUAUGUUAGUCACCUAACACCGAAUCAACACGCCAAAGUAGUUAAAUUGGUGGGAAAGAGAUGUAUGGUUCAGUGUGUUAUGAACAAUGUUCAGACUGAAGCUCUGUGGGACACCGGUGCCCAAGUUUCUAUUGUUUCUAAGGAUUGGGUUGCUCAGAACCUGCCCACAGCUGAGAGACGCCAAAUUAACGAACUGUUAGAUAAAGGACUUGAUCUGAAAGCUGCCAAUGGUAGUGAAAUCCCAUAUGAAGGCUGGAUUGAAGUUUCAUUCAAACUUGCGACCUCGGACGACAAACCUGGUAUGUCAGUACCCUUCCUGAUUUCUACGGAUCCUUUGGACCACCCUAUUGUCGGAUACAAUGUCAUUGAAGAAAUUGUUAAAAACCCGGAUAGUCAUUUUCGUAACAGCCAUGAAGAGACACUACUCAGCGCCCUUAACUCUAGCCUUCCGAAUGCAAAGCAAGAGAAUGUUGAAGCUUUGAUUAAUCUCAUUAGGACAACCACUCCAAGUGAACUGUGUAGCGUGAAAGUAACGAAAAGAGAUGUGUUAGUUCAAGAAUGA
This is a messenger RNA of Porites lobata, 2140 nucleotides long. The record is from the annotation of a GenBank genome assembly. NCBI's taxonomy places the organism in Eukaryota, Metazoa, Cnidaria, Anthozoa, Scleractinia, Poritidae.